AUGUCGAUUGCUAUAGAUUUAACGAAUGACGAAUCUGACAAAAGAAAUGAAUUGGAAAACAAUCACGAAGAUACAUUAGUCGAAGAAUUUGCUAUUGAUGAGAAAACUCAACAGAACUAUCGCGUGUGGAAGAAGAAUGCACCUUUACUAUACGAUUACUUAGUUACAAACUCUUUGCUUUGGCCAUCUUUAUCAGUUCAAUUUUUCCCUGAUAUAACACAUUUAAACGAUUUGGAUGAAAAUAAGAACGAGGAACAAAUCAUAGCCCAAAGAAUACUCCUUGGUACAUUUACUUUGGGUCAAGCAAUUGAUCAUAUAUCUAUCUUACAAAUACCCAGUUUUAAAAACCUUAAUCAAAAUAUAAAGAUAAAUAAGCUUGAUUUUAAUCCAGAACGAGAAGAGUUUGAAUUGGCCACUCCAACACUAAACAAAACCAAAACUUUGCAAAAGAUCAACCAUUUAGGAGAUGUGAACAAAGUCAGAUAUAUGCCUCAAAAGCCUAAUAUUCUUGCGAGUGCCAACAACCUAGGAGAUUUGGUAAUAUAUGAGAGGACCAGACACAAGAGCUUUAAAAAUACUAUACUAGAUGAUACAGAAUUGAGCAAAGUGCAAAUAAGACUAGUCAAUAAGCAUAUUCCAUCCACAGCAGACAUAUUUGCCAUUGAUUGGAACAGAAACAGCGAAGGGCUUUUGUUGAGUGCUGAUAUGAAUGGAGUCAUUAACUUGUACGAUUUGAAGAAAUAUGAUUCUGAGACUUUGAACGAACGCCAAUAUUGGGAAAAUAAUGCCAUUGGGGUAAAUGAUAUUGAGUGGUUUCCAACCCACGACUCGUUAUUUUGCACUGCUGAUGAUAACGGGUGUUUAAAAAUUUACGAUACUAGAAGUGAAAAUUCUGUUGUUCAAAAUAAAAGUAUUGGAAAUAGUGUCAAUAGUGUUGCUUGUAAUCCUGGGUAUGCGACUGGUUUAGCUACAGGAGACAGCACUGGAGUAAUUAAGGUGUGGGACAUUAGGAAUUUUGACAAUUCGCUUAGUGAAUUACAUCGUCAUUCUGAUUCAAUUACCCAAUUGAAAUGGAAUCCUAAAUGCCACAAUAUUCUAGGGUCUUCAUCUACAGACCAUCUGGUUAAGUUACAUGAUAUAAACAAUGAUUCAACCAUAUUCACUCAUUUGGGUCAUAUGCUAGGGGUUAAUGAUUUUGAUUGGUCACAUGCGGAUCACUGGAUGGUUGCUAGUGUUGCAGACGAUAAUUCUUUACAUGUCUGGAAACCAACGCAUUCUGUUACAGACAAAUUCAAAUAG
Candida dubliniensis CD36 is the source of this 1299-nucleotide messenger RNA. RefSeq lists its product as uncharacterized. The coding region runs from base 1 to 1299 and encodes 432 amino acids. The transcript has a single exon. The record is from RefSeq and is a predicted model, not a curated record. Gene Ontology annotation, molecular function: histone binding. Gene Ontology annotation, cellular component: Rpd3L complex; nucleus; cytoplasm. Gene Ontology annotation, biological process: regulation of gene expression. NCBI's taxonomy places the organism in Eukaryota, Fungi, Ascomycota, Pichiomycetes, Serinales, Debaryomycetaceae.